AUGACUGUAUGCACAGAAGCAGUAUAUCUCCACGACGCCACUCUGAGAACCCUGGCCACAGAGAUUCUAUCUUGUCAGCCAAUAUCAUCGCUCUCAGAAGACGAGCAAAGCCUGGGGCGUACUUUGGCACCGGAGGACUCAGCUAUCGUUAUGCGUCAAACCAUCUUGUAUCCUCGUGGAGGUGGACAGCCUAGUGACACGGGUACCAUUGCUCUGGUAGACCAGGAACCGACGUUCACUGUGUCCCUGGUCCGUAAAGCGGACGACGGCAAAAUCCUACACUUCGGCAAGCCGUCAAACCAAGACAUCUCCUUUGCCGAGGGCCAGCGUGUCAUUCAGAAUGUCGAUGCCGAAAGGCGUGACUAUCACUCCCGGCUGCAUACGGGAGGGCACAUUCUUGGAGUGGCGAUGGAAAUGCUCAUGCCGGGGCUGAAGGAGGUCAAAGCAAAUCAUGCUCCGGGAGAGGCUUGUUUGGAAUUUGAAGGGUUGCUGUACAAUGAGCACAAAGCGUCGAUCCAAGAAAAGCUGGAUGACUUGGUCAAGCAGGAUCUGCCUAUACUGAUCUCUUGGGCGGGGGAUGGAUCAGGCCUAAAGAGCCUUGGGAAGGACCGGGAAGGUGCUAUCCGUAUUGUCAGUAUUGGUGGCCUGGACCAGACACCGUGCGGCGGCACUCAUGUUUCCCGGACCAGCCAGGUUGGGCACGUUGAAGUCCGCAAGGUUAGCCGGCAGAAGGGGAUCAGUCGGGUCUCGUAUGAGGUUCCUUCAAUAAUGUGA
This is a messenger RNA of Penicillium argentinense, 774 nucleotides long. RefSeq names its product putative alanine--tRNA ligase. Lineage: Eukaryota; Fungi; Ascomycota; Eurotiomycetes; Eurotiales; Aspergillaceae. Gene Ontology annotation, molecular function: alanine-tRNA ligase activity; Ser-tRNA(Ala) deacylase activity; ATP binding. The transcript has 2 exons. The record is from RefSeq and is a predicted model, not a curated record. Gene Ontology annotation, biological process: alanyl-tRNA aminoacylation; regulation of translational fidelity. The coding region runs from base 1 to 774 and encodes 257 amino acids.